Colletotrichum abscissum is the source of this 756-nucleotide messenger RNA. RefSeq lists its product as uncharacterized. Lineage: Eukaryota; Fungi; Ascomycota; Sordariomycetes; Glomerellales; Glomerellaceae. The record is from RefSeq and is a predicted model, not a curated record. The coding region runs from base 1 to 756 and encodes 251 amino acids. The transcript is spliced from 3 exons.
AUGGCACCACUUACGCCCCAUUGGACCCAGCCGUCCCACCCGGACAUCCAGGAUAUCGUCAAGGCGAGCGAGACAGAGUUCCUCACCAAGAGCUUCUCCAAGGUCUCUCUGCCGCCUUUUGCAGUUUACGCAAAAAUGUCCUUCCCACCGUGCGAUCUGGCCGACGAGCCAACCUAUGCCACCGUUCAGUGCGGCAAGGCUAAGCACUUGAACCUCAACAGUGACUUGCUGUACAUUAACCACUCGUGCGAACCGUCUCUUAUUUUUGACACGGGCAACUUUAAUGUUCUGGCUGGGCCGAAAGGACUUCAGCCCGGCGAUGAACUGACGUUCUUCUACCCCUCCACGGAAUGGCACAUGGCCCAGCCGUUCGAUUGCUUCUGCGGCACCCCCUCGUGCCGUGGCAAGAUCGGCGGCGCACGCGACAUGUCCCGCGCCCAGCUGGAGGGUCUCUGGCUCAACGGCCACAUCCGCGAGCUCCUUGAGGAGCGCGACUCAGGGGCUCGCUCUGAGAACGACGACCCCACGGCCCAGGCGCUGAGAGAUGCCCUGAAGGCCGCCGAGCGCGUCGUCGAGGCAGCCCGCUCUGCCCUGAGGAGCUACACCGAGUCCACCACCGGCAACAGCAACGGGACCCAGCAGCAACAGCAUCAGCAGACGGCCAAGAACGGCGUCAAUGGUUCCAAGGCCGGUCGUAACGGCGCUAGUGCCAGGGAGUUGGGAGGCGAGUUGGGCGGCGACACGCGCUCUGCGUAG